This is a messenger RNA of Humulus lupulus (European hop), 932 nucleotides long. RefSeq lists its product as uncharacterized. The coding region runs from base 127 to 705 and encodes 192 amino acids. Lineage: Eukaryota; Viridiplantae; Streptophyta; Magnoliopsida; Rosales; Cannabaceae. The transcript is spliced from 2 exons. The record is from RefSeq and is a predicted model, not a curated record.
ACUUAUUGCCUAUAAAAACCAAUUAAGGCAGAGGGACUUCUUGUAAAUAUUGUCUCCUUGUUAGUUCUAUAAAUAUAUAAACACAACAAGGAGAAGGAGAAUAAACCUUAACAUACGAAGAAGAAGAUGAUGACGAUGAGCUUCUACAACUUUAUGGUCUCAAUCUUCUUGAUGAUCAGUCUCUCCGUCUUCUUCCUGGCUGGGAUUUCAAUGGCUGAGUACCGUGAAGAAAACCAGCUAUUUGGGGCGUAUAACGGAGAAGAAUUGUCGUCCAUAGCCGGAUAUGGAGAAGAGAAGCUUUCCACCGUUCUCGUUACGGGCUCAGUUCUUUGUGAGACUUGUCUGCAUGCAGCUCAGCUCCAUGCAUGGCCAGUUUCAGGGGCUCUUGUUGGCGUUACCUGCCAUAUAAAUGGACAAAAGGGUAAAUCAAGUUGGAUUAAAGGUGUGACAGAUGAAUAUGGAGAUUUCACCAUUGACCUUCCUUCCCACUUGCAUGCUAUUCCCAAAUUGGACAAAAAAUGUUCGGUUAAAAUUCUUCGAAUUCCAAAGAACUCCUUAUGCAAACCGGCUUAUGUCAAGAGGCACAAGAGCCUGAGUUUGUCCUCGGUUGGUAAUGGAAUUCGAACCUAUGAUGCCGGAGCAGUGAGGUUCCAACAUUUGACAUCUACAACAAAACAAGGAUGCGUUAGAAAAGAAAACAACUGAAAGAUGAUAUUGUAGAGAGAUCAUCUGUUAGCUUACUUGGGAUGCAACAGUAGCAACAGAAGAUGGCGCUUUAGUCACAGAAUUGAGUUACUGAGGUUCGUUCCCGUCAAUAUAGCUGCAGAUGUGUAAGAAAAGAGGGAAAAAAGAACGCGAGAAAAGAGAGUACAUAUGACGCAAAUGUAUACAAUCUUGUUUUUAUAAUAUAUAUAUAUAUGCUUUGUGUGAUA